Scheffersomyces stipitis CBS 6054 is the source of this 2290-nucleotide messenger RNA. RefSeq lists its product as uncharacterized. The transcript is spliced from 4 exons. NCBI's taxonomy places the organism in Eukaryota, Fungi, Ascomycota, Pichiomycetes, Serinales, Debaryomycetaceae. The coding region runs from base 141 to 2222 and encodes 693 amino acids. Gene Ontology annotation, molecular function: protein binding. The record is from RefSeq and is a predicted model, not a curated record.
ACCUAUCUGAACCAGUUCAAACUCAAACCUACACGAUUCAGCCCUUCUCAUCCUCCCCAAAUAUUCUUUUGCACCCAUUCUGAAAAUAUCAAAAGAGACCAUUUGAGUUUAUCAGCAAAAAGGUAUUUUAUGGAAACAAAAUGACACCAAUUCCCAGCUGGUGGAUGUUAUUGCUGGCAAUAGCUUUGUUUAUAGGCGGCAUAACAGCCUCCUCUUCCAAUAAUAAUUGGAAUACUCUAUAUGCCUAUGUCGAUGGCAGAAUCUAUAUCCAUUUGAAGAAUAAUGACUUGCUAGCAUUGAAUUUCUCUAUAGCAGGCUUUAGUGGAAGUAGCAAUGGACUAUCUGUAACAGAUAUUGACUUGACAAACAACCAACAAGUAGAGACUUUGCCUUCUCCUCCGGAGAAUGCCACCUUAUUCUUGUUCAACGAAGAGUUGUACGGGCUCAUCGGAGUCAAGACCAACUCAAAAUUGGAUGUAUGUGGAGAAGGAAUAAUACAGCUUCUCAAGUUUGACUCAACCCAGAAAAUGUGGAGCCAAGUACACGCCAACUUGAACUUCAACAACAUCAAUGAUGCUUCGUACUAUCAACAUGCUACGGUUUUAACCACACCUACUGACACUGACACAGUCUAUCUCUAUGGAGGUAUCUGUGAUUCUCAACACGGAAUUGUUUCCAACAGAUUGCUAUCUUUCAACAUGUCGAGCUAUGAAUUUGUCAACAUCACCACUUCUACCAAACCUGAGGCUUUCUACGGUGCUGGAAAUUUGUUGGCACCAAACCCGCAGACCCAGCUUGUCAUUGGUGGACAAAGUAACCAAGGUUGGCUCAACAUGUACCAAUUAGCUACGUGGGACUUUUCAUCUGGCUGGUCUUUCAAGCAGAUCAAUAAGGAUGGAAACGACCCUACAAUGAACUCAAGAACAUUCCCUUUGAUCUUGCCUAUCUUUUCUCAGCUUUCCAACAAUACCAUUGAGGCCGUCUCCAACUUCCUUAGCAUUCAAGAAGUGCUACUUAUUGGUGGAGAUUUAUUGGGUGAAGAGUCUACCCCUCAGUACGCCAAGUUGUCUACCAGCUCCAACGACUGGAGCUGGAACACUACAUUCAAUGUAACUUGGGAUUACUCCGAGAUCUUGGGUGCUGCUACUAUCUUCAACACUUUGGUUAUUAUCAAUUCUACAUCUGAGGGCAACAGUAAGAGAGAUGGCUCGGGAAGCAGCUACAGCGUCAGUCUCUAUGAUACCAACACGUUUGCGUCUGUCACCAGCGUCAAAAGUAACACGACGCAACAGGCUGCAUCCAGCUUCAAGCACUCAGUGCUGAAGAAAGCUAUUCUUGGAACAGUGAUUCCUUUGGUGGUUAUUGCAAUUGUGGUUGCAGCAGUUAUUUUCUACACAAGAAGAAGAAAGAGACAACAACAGCAAGAUGAAUUGAACGCUCUUGAUUACCAGAUUGGAAACUACUUUGACCGCGAAUCCAUGGUGUCCAACAAAAACUCAACCAGACACAAUCUUUUGCCUACCGACUAUACUUCCAGCAAGGUGAUGGACUUGAACAACGACUCCAGUUCUACUCUUGAAGACCAAGCUUCCUUCGAUUCAUGGAUUAGAAAGAGACAGGAGUUUGACCAGACACGCUUGAAAACAAGAAACAGCUAUAUGGCUUCCAAUGAAACGUUGUUCAAUAACAAUAUGAACAGAAGUUCUACUUCAGAGGAGGAUUAUCAUGCAACAGAUACACAUCAUGGUGCUACUAUUACAAACAGUAAUGGUAGUAUAAAUUCAUACACUCUCAUGAACCGUUCCGUUUCGCGACUCAAGAAGUCUUUCUCGUUCAACAGUGCUCCAGGCAGCCCCACCAGCGGCGAGUACGGGUUGUUGAAGAAGAAGAGAAGCACCGGGUUAUUGAGAAAAAGCUCAGAGCAGUCGUUUGUUAGUGAAAACUCGCCAGAAAUGGCAGUGAAGGAGCGGUCGGAUAUGAUUGCAGAGGAAACUGACCACGAAUCUAUAGACGAUCAAGAUAUGGAUGUUCAAGUGUUGGUGAGUUCCAAGAGACGGUCGGUUCUCAAAGUCAUGAACCCGGAUAUGGGGGAAACUUCUUUGGAUCAAACGCCCGAAGAUAACGAAGACGACAAUACUGAAAUAGAUCUAAGCUCCAGAUAUGACGAGACGGUGGAGAUCCGACAAAGAGUUCCGUCCGGGGGUAAAACCGAGGACGACUAAUGGUAGAAAUGUUACUGUACUAUAGGUAGAAAUAGAUAUGUAUUAUAACAAAGGAUUACAAUAUGAAA